Messenger RNA from Pseudoliparis swirei, 949 nucleotides. RefSeq lists its product as uncharacterized. The transcript is spliced from 9 exons. NCBI's taxonomy places the organism in Eukaryota, Metazoa, Chordata, Actinopteri, Perciformes, Liparidae. The record is from RefSeq and is a predicted model, not a curated record. The coding region runs from base 160 to 807 and encodes 215 amino acids.
ACUCUCUGGAGACAAUUUAGGAAACGGCAGCAGUGCGACGUCGUCAGCUUCCUGGGUUCAAAGUUCAUUGUGGCGCUGUGGGGCAGGAGCAGGGAGGAGCUACGCCAAAGGAUUUACUCCCACCAGCCAAUCAGGGAGUGGCAGGGCCAACCUGCCCACAUGUAUGGAGAGAUCAUCCACUCCUCUCUGGUGACGCUCUACAACGAUUACACACAGGGCAUCCUUCCCCUUUCUGGACUUUCCUUGGAAGCGGUCUCCGUGGACCCUAAAGCGCCACAUUCGCCGCACAUGUUUGAGAUCAGCGGGCCAACGGUGGACUCCAAGGUCUUCAUAUGCGCCAGCGCUGCAGAGCUACAGAGAUGGAUGCAACACAUAGAAGACAGGAAGUACAAGUCAAUGGCUCAACCCAUGAGUCCCUCCCACUGCGCCCUCUCCUAUCUUUUACCCUGUGAUGAGCAUUGGAAAAGAGAAGAACUGAAAAAGUACUUACUGCAAGCUCCCAUUUGGCAGUGGGAGGGCUCGCCGAUACAGCACAUGGGUCAGCCGGGGUACAUAUCCAUCGUCCACAUCAUCAACACACAGAGACGGGGCCUCCAGGAGAGACUGAUGGUUCUCUUCCCUCAAGACGUCCUGCUGCUGUCAGUUGACAACAAGCGUCUGAAUAUAAGAUAUGAGCCGGACAGAAACCGCCCCGUUCCUGUGAGUCGCAGCGCACCUCCACUCAUGCCAAAGCUGCAGAGGAGCAGGAAGGAGUCCCAGGAAGCCGUGACGCCAGCCGGCCAACGCCACAUCACCGGCCGCAGCUGACUCGUGGGAAUGUGAAACAAGCUCGACUUUUAUUACACGUCUGAAACGACAUGGAGAGACGGAAUCGUGAAAACACCUUUGAAAGAAAUGAAACCUCCCAUCCUUCAGUAUCCUUGUCUGGACCUCCUCUUUCAUAAAAGAG